AUGUCCGUGGCUCAAGGCGUAGUGGCUGCUUAUGAAGGUAAUCCUGAAGAAAAAGAUAAACAAUCAAAAUCUAAAACUUCACCAUCAAGAAUCAGUGGUGAACAUAUAAGACCAAUAUCAUCCAAUAGUUCAAGUAAAAAAGAUCAUUCAUUCUCAUCAAAAUUGGAUUUUUUACUUAAACCAGCUAAAUUCAGUUCAAAAUCUUCUAUUGAAGAUGAUCAUAGAAGUGAAACUCCUAAAGUUGUCAUAAAUGAUAAUGUCGAACCGGAAAUCAAUAACAUACAUAAUAGACCUGAUUCUCCUUCAGAUUUCGUUCCAACUUCGAAUGUUCAUUUUAGUUCUAUUCGUGAGUCACCCAUAAAUACAUUAGGAAGUGGCGAUUUAGAUUUAUCUGCAUUCGAAGUCAAUAAUAAUCCAAAACCUACAUUAACUUUACCUUUAACUCCAAGUCAUUCAAGUGAUAAUCUUCAUGAUUUGAAAAGAGCUUUAAGUCCUGAUAUCGUCAAUCGUCAAUUGCCCGUUAAUAAUCAGUUGACCACUGCUGGAACUUCAGAGAAUAAGAAGAUACGUCGAAAAUCUUUCAACACUAGUGCUGUUAAUAACGGAACUGUGACAAGCAUCAGAAGUGAUAGUGAAGACUAUGAUUCAGAUGAUGAUGAAGACACUCAACCUAAUGGAGCUCUUAGUGUUAAUGGAACUGAUGUUGCAUCUGAUGGAGAAGAUUUAGAUCAAAUUAUCGAUUAUACCAAUUUGAAAUAUGCAUCCAAUAAGCGGAAUAAAGAUUUCCAUCAGAUUUUCAAACGAUUACCGGCUACAGAUCCAUUAAUUGAUGAUUUCAGUUGCGCAUUAUCGAAAGAUAUUUUAGUGCAGGGAAGAAUGUAUCUUAGUAGUCAUUAUAUUUGUUUCAAUUCUAAUAUUUUAGGUUGGGUUACCAAUCUAGUGAUACCGUUACAAGAAGUGAUUCAAAUUGAAAAGAAAUCUACGGCAGUGUUAUUUAAAAAUGGGAUGAUUAUAAGAACUUUACAUCAUAAACAUACUUUUGCAACAUUUUUAAGUCGUGAUUCAACGUUUAAUUUAAUCACUACUGUGUGGCAUAAAGUGUUAUUAGAGAAUUCUGAUAUCGAUCCUUCUAAAUUAUUUAAAGUUGGUAGAGGAAGAAAUGGAUCUAAGACUUCUUUAACAUCAAGAUCAUUUGGUGAUGAAGAUUCAAAUGAUAUCUCAGAUGAGGAAGGGUCAAGUAAUAUCGAUGGCAUAUUAAGUAGUCUGGAGCAUGAUGAGAAUUUUAUAGAUGAUGAUGAUGAUGAUGAUGAUGUGGAUAUUGAAAGUGAUAGUGAUAUAUCAUUGAAUAGUGAUACAAAGGAUAAAGCAGAAACAUCAAAGGAUAUUGCUGAUAGUUCAGGUAAGGAAGAUGAGAAACGAUCAAGUAGUGAAGAAGCCACAUCGACACCUGCAACUGCAGCCGGUAAUGAUAGUGGGAAUGGUUUUAAAGGACUUCCACUUGUUGGUCCAUUGGCCCAUGGUCCAACUGAAAACGGUUAUGCAAAACAACCUAAUGAUACAUUUAUUAGUGAUGAAAUUUUAAAGGCUCCAGUAGGAGUAGUGUUUUUAUUAUUAUUUGGAGGUGAAACAUCACAUUUUAUAAAGAUUUUAAAGGCUCAAAAGAAUUUUGAUAUUGAAGAAUCCAAUAUCACUGAAAUCUCCACCAAGUCAAAGGAAAGACAUUAUACUUAUAUCAAACCAUUAUCAGGUCCUAUUGGUCCUAAACAAACAAAAUGUAUAAUUGAAGAUAAGUUGGUUGAUUUCCAGCCCGAAAAGUGUAUCUUGGUCGAACAAACCACUCAAACCCCUGAUGUUCCUAGUGGUAGUUCAUUCAAGGUCAAAACUAAAAUAUUCCUUAGUUGGGCUGAUCACAAUUAUACUCGAUUAUAUGUGAUCACUACUGUUGAAUGGAGUGCUAAAUCUUGGAUUAAAGGGGCUAUUGAAAAGGGAAGUAUUGAUGGUCAAAAGGAUUCUAUGAAAGUUAUGCUUGAAUAUUUAAAUGAUGUUAUUCUGACUGGAGCAAGUGCUAAAGCUAAGCCAUCUAAGAGUAAGAAGAAAUCAAGAAGUAGAAAGAAUACUAUUGUUAAACAACCAUCAUUUGAAAAACCAAUUGAAGUUAAGCCUAUUGAUAAGACUGCUUGGGAACAACUUAAUGAUUUCAUAGAAUCAUUAGGGAAGUUAGUUCCUAUACCUUAUUUAUCCAGUAUGAUAUCAGGGUAUAUUGUAUUUGUGGUUGGAUUUAUAAUCUUCUCCAAUAUUUUCAAUACAUUAACGCAUAGAACUAAUACCAAUGUUCAAAUCAUUGGUGAUGAUAAGUUGAUUUCACGGAUUAAGAUCAAUAAUAAUAAAUAUUUGGUUAUACCUACCGUUGAAACCACCCUUAAAGAUCAAAAAUUGAAGAUGGAUAAUGAAGUUGAAUUAUGGACAUGGUUGAAUAAAGUGAGUAAGAAUGAGAUUAAAAUAAGUGGAAUAGGGAACGAAUCAUUUGAUGAAGAUAAAGGACAGGCUAGUAGUUCUAAAUCUAAGAGAUCGGUAAAUCUGAAAUAUUCAGAUCAAGAAAUAGAAGAGAUUAUAAGAUUAACUCAAUUGAAAUUGGAUCAAUUAUCGCAAAGAUUCCAAGCUCAAUUGAUAUGA
Molecule: messenger RNA, 2673 nt
Organism: Scheffersomyces coipomensis
Lineage: Eukaryota; Fungi; Ascomycota; Pichiomycetes; Serinales; Debaryomycetaceae
Exons: 3
Coding region: 1-2673 (890 amino acids)
Biological process (GO): intracellular sterol transport
Cellular component (GO): mitochondrion; endoplasmic reticulum-plasma membrane contact site; endoplasmic reticulum membrane
Molecular function (GO): sterol binding; sterol transfer activity
Source: RefSeq, a predicted model, not a curated record